This is a messenger RNA of Prorocentrum cordatum, 1252 nucleotides long. The record is from the annotation of a GenBank genome assembly. Lineage: Eukaryota; Dinophyceae; Prorocentrales; Prorocentraceae.
GUACCAUGUCCAGGCCACCUCGUUCAACCAUCUCCGAGAUCUUGCCAUUUCGCAGCGCAGGCCUGACCCCUUCCUCGGCUUCACGCCCAUGGUUUGGCACAGACGCUCUGGCAAUCUGGUUGUUAUUGCUGCAUAUCUGGAACCCCACAGGCAGAUCGAGGGUGCUGUGCACGACAAGCUGCUCUCGCUGGGAGCCUUCGUUGCCAUGCUGACAGACCCUUGGAUCAUUUUGGCGGACUGGAAUAUGACACCCGAGCAGCUUGCAGCGACAGAGUGGCUGGCCAAAUGGAAUUGUACCAUUGUGCGAGCACCUGGAUCAGCCACCUGCGACAAGGGCCAAGGGCUCACGCUAGAUUUCGCACUGGUCAAGACCGGCAUCGAGCACACCAUUUCCAUACGCCAGUGCCCCACUGUACCGUGGGCCACCCACGUUGGCCUCGAAGUCGAGCCCGCAGCGCUGGAUCCUAUCUCCUACGCCAUCCCGCUGGACUUGUGGCAAAAGCAAUGGCAGGAGGCGUUGCCCACACCUUGCAAGCAGCCGCACGCGCACUUCGUGUACCGACACUGGGAGCACGACGCCGACCUCCUCAACCUCAAGUACGCCAAAUGGGUCUCGGCACUCGAGAACACCAUGAUCAGCCACCACCAGAUCGACCCGAAGGAAGCCGCAGCAUACACUGGCCGUGCUCAGGGCUACCAGCUAUCUUGGAAGAAGACAGCGGCUGCUCCAGGCCGCGUACACGUAUAUGAUCCACAUGCGGAAUGGUGGGCCAUUACGCUCACCCUCAUCAAGCGCUACGCCGCGCUUUUCGACAAGCCUAAGCAUACAGCGCUUAUGGAGCAGCAGGCCAUCAUCAUCCAGCAGCGCGCCGACCACUUCAACAGCCACAUGCAUGACCUCCAGUUCGAGAAGGAUGAGGAUGCCAUCUUCCGCUGGUUCGCGCUCGCCUGGGCCCCGCACCUGGACAAGGAUGACACCGACGACCUGGUCACUAUUACCGCUACCUGGGCCUCCAGAGCCCUCUCGGCCGCCCUCGCCAAGUCCAAGAGGGCCUACGGGGCUUGGCUCGCCCAGCAAUGGAAGCACCGUCCUGGAGUAUUACACGCCCAUGUUAAGCCUGCACCUGUACGUCACAUCGAGGCCUACACGUCCAACCUGGCCAUCGCCGACCCCGCCGUCAUCAUGGACAACAAGAAGCAACAAUGGCAGCAAGUCUGGCAUGCCACCGAGACCUCCGACGACAUCCUCCAG